Pomacea canaliculata is the source of this 2275-nucleotide messenger RNA. Its product is annotated as transmembrane protein 26-like. The coding region runs from base 560 to 2221 and encodes 553 amino acids. The record is from RefSeq and is a predicted model, not a curated record. The transcript has 5 exons. NCBI's taxonomy places the organism in Eukaryota, Metazoa, Mollusca, Gastropoda, Architaenioglossa, Ampullariidae.
AGCGGCACAAUUUUAAUUCUCAAACGGAGGAAGCUUCUAUACAAGACGAGGCACAGGUCUUCACAAUAUUAUUUUUCCGGUGGACAAUUUCUAUUUGUGGUAUCUUUAUGAAUAAUUAUUAUCAGCUGCUUUUUCUGCACAGACGUGAACACAUUUACUCAAGGCAAAUAUAAUAUAUUAUAUUUACAAAACCUUCUCUCAGUUAUGUCACUUAACAUUGUUGGAAAAUUAAAGGAAGAUCAGUGUACUGUUGAGUCAGUAGGUAUCUUCAAUAGUCUCGGCAGAAUUUUCAUUACGCUAACAUAUACGCUAACCUCACUACUUUGUAUAACUUUGUUGAUUAAAGCAGGACAUCGAGUCUCAUUAUUUAUAAAUAUUCAACUUUAUGUUGCAGCUUUUAUCGGAGAGUUUCCUUUGAUACUUCCCUUUCUUAUAUUUUCCCAUAUUUCUAGUACACCGCAGUAUUAGUCAUUGUUACUCAAAGUCACAGGCGUUAAAAAAACGAAUUUCCUGGGCUAUCUGUUGAUAUUCGUGCAGGAAACAGAGACUGCAUAUCACGAUGUCCUGUAUAAGAAGAGCAAAGACUGCCAUGGCCAUCUUGAAAGCUAUCGUCAGCCGGGUUCUUUUCGCUCUUCACGGCUUCAUUUGUAUCUGGCGCGUGACCGUGGUCAAAGGUCAGCCUCUGUACUGGUGCCUGACCGGGACUUUUCCAGUUAUGGUGAUCGAAACAGUCUUCACUAUUAGACGGAAAAAAGGUGGAGAGUGGAAAUGGGUAUGCCCCAGUGUUCUUCUGUACCUUGGAACCGCCGUGCCUGCCAUUUGGUUCCUGGAGUUGGAUCUCAUGGCCGGAAGAAUGGUUCAGUCUACUCAUGACCUCAAAAACUCUACCAGGGAAGACAGCAUUUCUGUAUUAACUGACCAGCUGAAGAUAUCGCUGGGUCGAGAGGAGUGGUGCAAGAUCCUGGAGCAGAUGCUGUUGUUGAUCCUCAUCAUAGGUCGCUGGCUUCUCCCGAAAGGGGAGAUCACUCGCGAACAGCUCUCUCAGUUGCUUCUUGUUUACAUCGGGAUGGCAGCGGACAUAAUAGAGCUAUUCGAAGCAUUCAAGGAGGAAGGAGUGAGGGAAAACUACCUGCUGACCAUCAUCAUCUUGUCGCUAUGGACUGCAAGCCUGACCCAGUUUACGUUUGUUGUCACGGCAACCAAGGCCAAGCGGAUGCGUCCCGUACUCUUCAAAGAUGGCUCCCGGUCAGGAAUCAACAUCGCGGGAAGAUCCUGUUGCCCCACAGAAGUCCUGUCCAUCCUUAUCAGCGUCAUGCUGCAGGACGGCCCAUUCCUGGUGCUGCGGAUGCUCCUCAUCUUCCGGUAUGAUGUGCUCAGCUACACCAACCUAUUCUUCACGUCAAAGAACACGCUGGUAUUAGUCCUGCAGUUCUACCGCCUCAUCGUUCUCUUCACCCAGCGGUCCAGCGACCACCCUGCUACCACCACCAUCAUCAUCAGUAAAGACGACAACGGCGUCCUUGACAGAGACGUUCUGUUCGGAUCUGGAGCUGACGUCAGAGUCACGCGGAGCCGCGAGAAGGAGGGAGGAACGGCGAGUGUCAGCGAUCCCGUCACUCCCAGCGACUCCUACUACCGCGACGAAGAUGAUGGAGAAGGAGAGUUGUCGGAGUACGAGGACGACAUCAUGAAUGUGACCGAGUUCAAGGAUAAAGAACAAGAAAGCAAACUAACUAUGCCUCAGAGGAAAACGCCUACGAGCGUCAGACGACAGUCCUUCAAGCGCCAAAAAGCCGCUGCAGCAGAGUCUCCCCACACCUCCACCGAGCGAGAAUGCGACUCCAUCGACAACGGCAUCUGCAACACCGGGACUCUGACCUCCAUGAGCUCGCUGCCACAUUCAAUGUCCGACGCCGAGGUCCUCUCUAUCCACAGAGGCAAAGGCAAAGGUGAAAGGAGAAAGAUCAGCUCUGACAGCACCAGGGGAAGCAUGAGUGACUCCAGGGAAGAUGUUCGAAAAAAGGAAGGCAAACCCAAAGGAAUGAGGCGGCAACGGUCAGCUAAAGAGCACUGGAAAAAUGUCCAGACCUUCACAAGGGCCAUUGCCUUCGUGAACGAAGCAGGAAAACAUAAGACGAUUGUAUUAAAGCCCGUCGAAACCGCGGACAAGCAAACAGUCUACGUUCUCCAGUCCGAUUUCAGGACUGGAAAAAAGAUAUAGGUCUGUUUCAAAACGAGCGUUCUUAACAUUUCAUUAUCUUUUUGUUAAAUUUUA